GGUGGUGUCAAACUCCAACUGGUCAUAGAGAAGAGGGGCCAUAACGAUGAGUAAAAUUGUGGAAAUCUUGAAGAAAAAGAGGGAUGGGCUCGAAUUGAACAACGAUGACAUCGUUUAUUAUAUAAAUUCAGCAUCCAACCGAAUAAUCGACGAUUGUCAAAUAGGUGCAAUGCUCAUGGCUAUGUUCAUUAGAGGGUUGUCAGAAAAGGAAACAAUUUAUUUGACAAAGGCUAUGAUGAAUUCAGGCCAUGUAAUGAAAUGGGAUGGGUUAACCGUGGACAAACACAGCACCGGAGGAGUUGGGGACAAAAUUUCAUUACCCCUAGCCCCUGCUUUAUCAGCUCUUGGUCUCAAAGUUCCUAUGAUGACUGGAAGAGGGCUUGAACUCACUGGUGGGACAUUAGAUAAACUUGAAAGUAUUCCUGGAUAUAAUGUUGAAUUGACAGAAGAAGAAAUGAAACGGAGCAUUAGUGAAUGUGGCUGUUUUAUGUCUUCUACUACACAAAAUAUCUGCCCUGGUGAUAAAGUCACUUACAGAAUAAGAGAUGUAACUGCUACAGUUCAGUGUCUUGGCUUAGUAAUUGGUUCUAUUUUAUCUAAAAAAUUGGCUGAGGGAACUAAAUAUUUGAUAAUUGAUUGUAAAGUAGGCGAAACGGCAAUGUUCAAGACUGUCGAGGAAGCAGAAAAGGCUGCUGUUGAAAUGAAAAAAGUUGCAAAUGAAUUAGGCCUUUCAAUGAAAUGUGCUGUGACCGAAAUGUCUAAUCCGAUUGGCUUUAAUGUCGGAAAUAGUUUAGAAGUGAUUGAAAGUGUAGAAUGCUUGAAAGGGAAAGGUUCAGAAGAUUUGUCACAAAUGGUAGAAUGCUUAGGAGGUGAAUUGCUCGAAUUAUGUGGUAUGUGUUCUGUCAAAGAAGGGAAAGAAAAAAUUCACGAAGUGCUUACAAAUGGUGAGGCUUUGAAAAAGUUUAACCAAAUGAUGAUUCUACAAGGUGUCAAUAAAAGGGUCGCAGAUGAAAUUUGCUAUGGCGAUGCUUGCAAGGUGAUACCAACGGCCAACCAUAAGACUUACUUCAAGGCUCCAGAGACAGGCUGGGUGAAAAGCAUCAAUGCAAAGUUGAUCGCUACUGUCUGUUGGAAACUGGGAUCUGGUAGGAUGAAGCCAACCGACCCUUUGGAUUUUGCAGUUGGUGCAGAAAUACUGAAACAUGUAGGGUUUCCAGUUCAAAAAUCAGAAAACUGGAUUGCAAUACAUCACAACAAACCUAUAACAGAUGAACUGAAAAAAAUGAUCGAAUCUGCUCUUCUCGUCUCAGACAAAAUAUACCAACGACAAAACAGAAUACUGAAAAUAUUUUAAAUUCAUAGUUGAGUCUACAGCGAGAUAGAAUAUUAAGGUGGAGAGAAAUCAGGUAUUCGAUGGUUCCAUCUUUUAAACUAAAUUACUACAGAUUACCUGGUUUCUUUCAACCUUAACAUUUUGAAUUGUUUAUGUACCAUAUAAAUAAAUAAACAAAUAAAUAAAUCUAAUUUAGCUACAAAGAUGUUUGUUAGCAAUGUCUAAAUUAAAUUAACACUGUUAUAUUAUAUUGUUUUAUAUUAUGCAAUCAACAUUAUUUUAUCA
This is a messenger RNA of Cimex lectularius (bed bug), 1618 nucleotides long. Its product is annotated as pyrimidine-nucleoside phosphorylase-like. The record is from RefSeq and is a predicted model, not a curated record. Bases 47 to 1354 code for a protein of 435 amino acids. The transcript has 8 exons. Gene Ontology annotation, molecular function: pyrimidine-nucleoside phosphorylase activity; 1,4-alpha-oligoglucan phosphorylase activity. NCBI's taxonomy places the organism in Eukaryota, Metazoa, Arthropoda, Insecta, Hemiptera, Cimicidae. Gene Ontology annotation, biological process: pyrimidine nucleobase metabolic process; pyrimidine nucleoside metabolic process. Gene Ontology annotation, cellular component: cytosol.